GCAAUAAACGGUCACACUUUGGUGCAAUCAAUAAACUUUUAUUUUCGCAGCUGCGUUUUUGGUGUUUUGGUUUCUUUUGUUGAACUGCAGCUGAGCAAAUUACAUCAUUGCAUAGUUCAGAGCCCAGAGACAAAAGAACCAACACACAUGACACAAUGGCGACCGAUCGUCGAUUAGAAUACGAAAGCGAACGAUAUGCGACGUUCCUCGAGUGGCCCACAAAUGCACCCGUCCAAGUCGGAGAUCUGGUGAAGAACGGUUUCUUUGCCACGGGCAAUUGGCUGGAAGCGGAAUGCAAUUGGUGUCACAUACGCAUCGAUCACUGGGAGUAUGGGGAUCAGGUCGGCGAACGACAUCGUCGCGCCUCACCCAUCUGCUCCAUGGUGCUGGCGCCAGGCCACUGUGGCAAUGUCCCCAUGGUGCCAGCUACUGGUCAACAGCAGCAGCAGCAGCAGUCGAGUGACUGCGAGGGCAAUUGCGUUGUCGAUGGCGGCACAGCAGCAACAGCAGCUCAGCAGGGACAGACAACAACACCGGAUCUGCUCAUCGAAGCGAAUCGCCUGGAAACGUUCAAGGAUUGGCCAAAUCCAAAUAUAACGCCACAGGAUUUGGCCAAGGCUGGCUUCUACUAUCUGAAUCAGUCGGAUCAUGUGAGAUGCGUGUGGUGCAACGGCGUUAUUGCCAAGUGGGAGAAGAACGACAAUGCCUUCGAGGAGCAUCGACGCUUCUUUCCCAAUUGUCCGCGCGUCCAAAUAGGUCCACUCAUCCAGUUCGCCGGCAGUGAUCUUGAGGAGCUGGGCAUACAGCCCACAUCGUUGCCACAUCGACCCAAGUACUCGUGCAUGGAGUCGCGAUUGCGAACGUUUCGCGAUUGGCCCAUCGUGGACAUACAGCCGGCGGAGCCGUUGGCUCAGGCAGGUCUUUACUACCAGAAGAUCGAUGAUCAGGUGCGUUGCUUCCAUUGCAACAUCGGGCUGCGCUCCUGGCAGAAAGAGGAUGAGCCGUGGCACGAGCACGCCAAAUGGUCGCCUAAAUGCCAAUUUGUAUUGCUCGCCAAGGGACCGAAUUUUGUGCGACAAGUGCGUGAGAUGGCAGCACUAACGCCAACCACAGCGGCAACAGCGCCACAGCUCCCGACGAGCAUCGGCAGUGCCAUGUGCACGGAGCCCGUUCGCCAGGCCUUGGUCCUCGGCAUUGAUGUGGGCGUGGUGCGUCAGACUAUGGUCCGUAAGCUGUCCAAUUCGGGUUGUCCCUUCGACACGCUGGAUGAUCUGCUGCAUGCCAUAUUCGAUGAUGCUGGUGGCUCCAGUGCAGCACUGGAGGUCACCGAACCAACAACAACGGAACCAACUGCACCCCUUGAGGAUUGCUCGGCGACGACAAGCAAAGCGGCCGCCUUGGAGACGACACCGGUGAUACCAACACCAACGACAACACCCAUUGUGGCUACAGCUCCGCCACUACCAACGGCCUUGGACAGCAGCUCGCUGCCAAAUGGCAAUCUGUCGCUGGAGGAGGAAAAUCGUCUGCUGAAGGAUGCACGCCUCUGCAAGGUCUGCCUCGACGAGGAGGUCGGCGUUGUUUUCCUGCCCUGCGGACACUUGGCAACCUGUAAUCAGUGCGCGCCCAGCGUUGCCAAUUGUCCGAUGUGCCGGGCGCCCAUCAAAGGAUUUGUGCGUACUUUUCUCUCUUGAAGCAACUGGGAGGCAACUGCUCCUCCUCCUUUAUAUAUCUAUAUCUAUAUAUAUACUGUAUGUUGAUGGAUCAUAGCAUAAUUCCUAUUGUCUACUUUGUACUUGGAACGCCGCAGCUCAAGUUAAGCGUUGGGCGGUGGGCGUGCGUCUCCAUCAGCUGUUUAUCGUUCACUAACUGAUGGCGUACGCAAUUCACAAUGUUACUAACUUUUCUCUCAGUGUGUCUAAGCUUAUUAUGCGAGUUUUUUUAUACAUAAAUCAAAUCAACUGUUUACUGUUUAAAGAGUGAAAAAACUACAACAAAAAAUACCCCUGCAAUUGGAGGCAGAAUUGAAAAAUUAACUCAGAGAUAAUCUACAAAUUGUUCAGUUUAUUUUUUGAAAAUUGUAAGUGCAUGAAUUGAACUGUGUUUUUGUGUUUUUUUGAAAAUUCUAAGCGCAUAUAAAAUAUUUAAAAUUUAAACUCAAAUCACCUUUUUUUUGGAAAUUAUAAUUAAUUACAAAACAUCUCUUUUAAUUGAAUCGAAAAGAAUUUAAUCAAUGAUUUUAACCAAGCAAUUUUUAUUGGUUCUUGUUAUUCCUCGACAAAUGAAAGAAAGAUUUUAAUCAAGAAAUUUGCAUAGCUCUUCUUAUUCCCAUACAUCGACAUUAAUUAGCCAUAUUCCUGUUUUUAGCCUCGACAUCAACAGCAAGGGUAUUUUUUUGAAUUCGGCUUUAGUCGAAGGCACAAAGCUGUCUAUUUCUUGUUAUUGAUUGUGUUAUUAGUAUCCGCUGACUUAUUGCAGCACACGAAACAAAUUUAAUUACAAAUACAAAUGCAAAUAAAUAUAUAUAUAAAUGU
This is a messenger RNA of Drosophila grimshawi, 2534 nucleotides long. It is a transcript of the gene Diap2, whose product is annotated as death-associated inhibitor of apoptosis 2. Gene Ontology annotation, cellular component: nucleus; cytoplasm. The record is from RefSeq and is a predicted model, not a curated record. Gene Ontology annotation, molecular function: cysteine-type endopeptidase inhibitor activity involved in apoptotic process; ubiquitin protein ligase activity. NCBI's taxonomy places the organism in Eukaryota, Metazoa, Arthropoda, Insecta, Diptera, Drosophilidae. Gene Ontology annotation, biological process: negative regulation of apoptotic process; positive regulation of protein ubiquitination; regulation of cell cycle. The transcript is spliced from 3 exons. The coding region runs from base 156 to 1694 and encodes 512 amino acids.